Molecule: messenger RNA, 402 nt
Organism: Cylicostephanus goldi
Lineage: Eukaryota; Metazoa; Nematoda; Chromadorea; Rhabditida; Strongylidae
Source: the annotation of a GenBank genome assembly
AUGGGCUGUCCCGCAUUCGAUUUGGUGCGGUUGUUUGGGACAUGCCUUUCUGGCAGGUAUAGACAAUUACACUGGAAAGAGCUAUUAGAGCAAUUCUACGCUUAUUUGGUAGAGGAAGUUGCUAAUGGGGAGAUGCCCUACACUCUUGAACAGUUGAAUGAAUCAUACCGCCGAUGCUUACCAUUGGGAUUAUUUUUCGCGUUGUUCGAUAUAUUGCCUUUUUUCGAUGAGGUAUUGAAAUGCAGCGAAGAAGAUAAAAAGGAAAAGGAAAUCGACAUCCUGAUCGAAAAAAUGGAAUGUGCUUUGGAUGACUUGGUGGUUUAUCACGAGCGCAACGUGAAGCUGAGGGAGCAGGGCAAGGUUUCUUCAACAAGCAAAGAAGAGAAGGGUGCUGCCUCUUAA